GUGUACAUAGACGAUUCGUUUGAGUGAGUUGUGCUUUGCUGUGUCAGGUUGUUUUAAUUAUCCGCACAGGAAAUGCCACCCGAGUAUUGCCAAAAUAAACACCUACACGAAGAUUCGCGCUUGAAACGCUUUAAAUGUGAUUUAAAACAUCGUUUCUCAUGCUAUACAAGGCACGCGCCGUGAAAAGUAAAACAGAUUUAGAAAGCUUUUCAAAAUUCAAAUUGGUUCCAACUGAAACUCUUUAUUGUUGUGUGCAUUCGUGUAUCAAAGUCUGCGACGAUUUAUUCAAACAAACCAUUUGACGGGGAUCCUGAGACGGCGAAUUUGAUUGGUUAAAAGUUGGAAGCCAUUCAACCAAUUGGUGCCAGCCUGCUAUUUCGUUUACACCGAUGUGUGUUUUUAAGCCAUUUGCAAAUAAUCAGGGUGUUUAAAAGGUGACAACAAGAUAUUAAUGAAUAGAUGUCUUGGACCGCCAUUGAAGUUUAUGCUGAUUUGCAAGAGUCCUGUGUAAUCCGAUCCGCUUGACCUAUGUUCUGACACAAGCCCCAACAAGGUAAAAGCAGACAUUGCAUUCCGCCAUAACGCUCAAGGCUGGCUGUAGAUGUUAGGUGCAUGUCCUAUUCGCAAAGAUACCCUGAGGCGACUAGCAGCCUUUCCCAGACGACCUUAGGUCGUACCUCGAAGGUACAGCAGGGAACCAGUAUUCGCAACUGAAGAACUUCAAGACAGUCCACAGGCGUCUAUACUGAACCAUGGCCAGCGAACUGGACACAUUGAAUGUUCCAAGUCAAUUUGACGGACUUCAUUCAGACACCGUAGCAAAAGCACAACACAUCUCGCCAGAAGACCUGAGUCCGCCACCAACUCCGAUAUCACUUUCAACAACUACAACAAGUCCAGAGUUGAUAAACAAACUUGACAACACGCAAGCCCUAUUCGAGGAACGUAGCCUUCCCGCUAUGCCUUGCGCAAGCACGACAACAAGCGUGAAUCCAGUCUCCACUCCACUCAACGCCUGCUCCAGUGUCACCACUUCGGGACUUACUCUACAGCAUCCGCAAGGCCACGACUUGCGAGAUAUCCUCGCGGGACAACUUCCACCACACACCAGUCCGUAUUAUCCGCCACAGUUCCCUCCGCUUCACUACCAACAACCGCCUCAACGCUUCGACUUUACGCAUUCGAUAGAUCACUUUCAACAAUCAACGCCGUUUGGGCAAACUGCGUCGGCGUUCCAUCCACAACAGCAGCAUCCAACACAUCAGCAGCCGAGCUCGAACACUAAUCAUAGACUUAUAAGACAACGAGAUCAAUUACAACGUCUGGACUCCACGGUGAGUCAGUUUAGUCCUGAAUUAGUAAAUGGACAUUACGGGCCCCACUCGCGACGCCAUGAUCCGAUUCGAUUAAGUAACGAACCCAUGGAUAUAUUACCGCCUACGCAACUAAGUGGACAAAGCACACCUCAGUCACUUGAGCCUCCAUCAUCAAGAAUUUCACGUGAUAUCAAAUACAGCCUGGAAGACGAAGACAGUAAAGAGGACAUCGAUACAAGUUUGCCUGUGCAACCUUCGGAUGUAUUUUGUUCGGUCCCAGGCCGCUUAUCGUUGCUAAGUUCCACGUCCAAAUACAAAGUGACUGUCGGUGAAAUACGUCGAAGGCUCUCGCAUCCGGAAUGUCUCAAUGCAUCCCUACUGGGAGGGGUGUUAAGACGAGCCAAGUCGAAAAAUGGUGGUAAAUGUCUACGGGAAAAAUUAGAAAAAAUUGGUUUAUCGCUACCGGCCGGGCGAAGGAAAGCGGCGCAAGUGACGUUGUUAACAUCGUUAGUGGAAGGUGAAGCUGCUCAUUUAGCGGGUGAUUUCGACUACGUGUGUGUAUCAGAGUUCCCUACACAAGCAUUAUCAGAGCACGUAGCGAAGACACAAAAAGAAACUACGGAUUAUGAUACAAGAAAGAACGCCAUACUGGCUUGCAAACAAAUCACCAAAGAACUUCAAGAUGUACUGAGUCAAGAUCCUUACCCGACAACACGUCUAUCAAACAGUACAUUGCCAGAAUCCGUUCUGAAAGGACUUACACACUUUGGGCUGGUAACGCACGGCUUUGGUACGCCCGCGUUUAAUGCUGCUCUAAACUCCUUUCAAACAUAUCUCAACGAACUUUUAAAAUGUCACGAGUCUCUUCAUAACAAUAACAAUGGAUUUCAGGGGGGUAUGACGAGCUCGAGGAGUCAGUCACUGAAGAAUGGUGAUGUUUAACGAAUAGAUAGAAAUAUUGACAGCAAAUGAAAUGAACAUUAGCGCCACUUUGAGUUGAAAUAUGCUACCGUUGCCGCGUUUUGUUAGUGUAAGAUCGUAUACAGCCAACUCAAUAGAGGUUGUUCUUCGAAAACAUUGAACCUAACACUGUGAGCGCGCAAGGGAUGAUGGGUAUUAGGACAAAAGAGAUGACUUGCAACAGCAAAUCUUCUUUCUUCUCCGGCAACCUUUGGACUAGAACAAGUCAUGAUAUAAGUUACCACCCAUCAUCUGUUUUCCGCUAAGAGUUCAAGGUUAACCCUUUUUGAAGGACAACCUUUAAGUGAUGAUAUAUUUUGGCCGGUGGGUGGAUUGUCCUUAUAUUUGCAAGGCAAAUGGCCGCCUGCGCCCUCGAUUUAGUUAACGCGGUAUGGUCCAACCCCUUCCGUUAAUUUUUUGUACCAAUAUUCUGAGUAAAACUCCUAUUCAACAUUCUGGUUAAUAAACGCGCUACAAAGUUGGCCCGCAAUUAUUCUGGCCAGUUGACUGCACUCUGAGUAGCUCAACUGUCCAUUUGUUUAAUUUUUAUGGAAAAUAUACAAAAUAAGUGUAAUCUUAAUGUUGUCCGCAUGGAUAAAUACGCACAAAAUGUUAAUCAAAUGUAUCAGAAUCGUGCACUCCAAGCUUUAAAUUAAAGACUUGAAGAUUGACGUUUACGCCAAACGUCAAAAUACUGACAAACUUCAUGUUUUAACUGCGCUAUCUUAGAGUUUGCAACAAUUUCGUUCAAUCAUGAACGUUCUACAGUUAAACUCUUGAUAUUCAGUAGCGAUGUAAGAGGAAGGAACAGCCGUUGUUUUCUUUCUUCACUGCUGAAUAUUGCGAGUUUUAUGUAAAACGUUUAUGAUUUAACCAAGUUGUUGCAAACUCUAAGAUGGCGUAGUUAAAACAUAAAGUUUGUUAGUGAAUUCGCGUUUGGCGUAAACGCCAAUCUCUAGGACAUUUUCUGAUUGGCAAACAGAUUUGUCAAUCAAUUUUCGUCUCAAUAUUUGUCACACUGACAGUUGCACAUUUAUAUAUAGCACAAUACUUCUAAAAAGAUUCGUUAUUUUCCCAGGGGCAUCAAUUUUUUGCAUGCGUCCAAAAAUUUUAUUUUGCGGUCAAAUUUCCAUGUUUAAAAUAUUUAUUUAAAAGUGUAAAUUUUAUUCGCGCAAAUGCGAAUUCUCGAAAGGCCGUAAUAUAUUGAUAGUCAUAGAGUGUAAAGUGAGUUAUAAUCUUAGAUAAAAAGAGUAUUUUUAAAGUUGUUUCGUGGAAUACGUUUUAAGUAUUUACAUACGUGGAUAAAUUGUAUUUAAACUACGGGUAUUAACAUACAAAAACAAUGUUGCACAUGAUUGUGUACAAAAAAAUAUGUAUUACAUUGUAGGUCUUAGCGCAAAUAGCCGCUGACCGGCACAUCUGAGUUGUGACUUCCAAUCAAUGGGAGGAUGUUGGGCGUUUAAUUCUGGUAUAUGCCUAUAUACGACCCGAAAUUUCACUCAAAAUGUUUGUACUUACAUUGUGAAGAUCGCUGAGAAUUACUUAAAAUUUUCUUUCAUAGAACUUUGCUAUGCAAUAAUAGCAAAUAAUAUUGC
Dendronephthya gigantea is the source of this 3871-nucleotide messenger RNA. RefSeq names its product transcription factor AP-2-epsilon-like. Bases 753 to 2258 code for a protein of 501 amino acids. Gene Ontology annotation, molecular function: RNA polymerase II transcription regulatory region sequence-specific DNA binding; DNA-binding transcription factor activity, RNA polymerase II-specific. The record is from RefSeq and is a predicted model, not a curated record. NCBI's taxonomy places the organism in Eukaryota, Metazoa, Cnidaria, Anthozoa, Malacalcyonacea, Nephtheidae. The transcript is spliced from 7 exons. Gene Ontology annotation, cellular component: nucleus. Gene Ontology annotation, biological process: regulation of transcription by RNA polymerase II; regulation of cell population proliferation; anatomical structure development.